AUGGAAUGUAUACUGUUUAAGGUCGAUUUUGAGAAGGCUUACGACAAAGUAAGCUGGAAUUUUCUUAGAUUUAUGAUGAACAAGAUGAGAUUCGGAGCGAGAUGGAUGUGGUGGAUGGAGGAAACUAUAUUCACAAGUCAUAUGUCUAUUCUCGUGAACGGGAGCCCUUCAAAAGAAUUUGCAGUUGAAAUAGGUCUUCGCCAAGGAGAUCCAAUCUCUCCUUUUCUGUUUGUUAUUGUUACCGAAGCUCUAGCAGUAUUGGUUAGGAAAGUUUCCGAAAUUGGCGAUUUUUCUGUUUUUCAGGUUAAGGAAGCUUGCUCGGUUGACUUACUUCAGUUUGCCGACGAUACCCUUUUAAUAGGUAAUGGAGGAUGGCAACACGUUUGGUUCAAAACGGUAUCGUUUCUAAAUAACAAUAUUUCUAAAUCUAUUUGGUGGAAAGACCUUAUUAAUUUAGAGAAGAGGUAUUUUGGCGAGGAUUUUCUGAAUAGGUGCAGUUUUGUAGUAUGUAACGGCGCUAGCACAUCUUUUUGGAACGCGGUGUGGAUCAAAUAUAAGAAUCUGAAAUCAAUGUUUCCCGCUCUUUAUGCUUUGAGUAAUUCAAAAGGUUGUAGCGUAGUAGAAGCUGGGAGUAGAUACGACAACUGUUGGACUUGGGGGGAAUUUGGAAUUCCAAUUUCACAUGAUCCCGGCGUCAACUCAGCUAAGGUAAACUUAAGGAUGGUUCUGCUGGAUACUGUAUUGGAGUGUAAUGUGCAAGAUUAUGUUAUUUGGAACAACAACGAAAUGGAGGUUUUUGCAGCUAACAUCGGAUAUAAGUUGAUCCAUGUUCCGCCUGCGCAGAACAAAAUGGUCUUAGAAGCGGUUCACAAACAUCAUUUUGAACAUCUAUGGAAGACGUCAAUUCCGUUCAGAAUCAAAGCUUUUGGCUGGAGGUAUCUUUGGAACAGGUUACCGACAAUAGAUUCGCUUCUCGUCAGAGGUAUCGUGUCUUUACCGUCGAAGAUGUCUUGUUGCUUCUGUAAUGUGAUAGAAGAAUCUUUAAACCAUAUUCUGAUUCUUUGUUCAAUUGCGAAACGUGUUUGGGAGGAAAUUGAAUUUUGGUUUGGCAUUGAAGUUGAGCAUGGGUUAACUUUAGGACAUAACUUUGAUUUUUGGAUUGUUUACUUCAGAAAUAAAAAUGUUGAGCUGGUAAGGAAGUUUUUAUCUGGCUGGUUGUUUGUUGGAGCAUUUGGACUACUCAAAAUGCGGUGA
Vicia villosa (hairy vetch) is the source of this 1254-nucleotide messenger RNA. RefSeq lists its product as uncharacterized. The transcript is spliced from 2 exons. Bases 1 to 1254 code for a protein of 417 amino acids. Lineage: Eukaryota; Viridiplantae; Streptophyta; Magnoliopsida; Fabales; Fabaceae. The record is from RefSeq and is a predicted model, not a curated record.